CUUGUAGCUAUGGAAACUCGUCGCUGGCAACAUCCACCAGUCUGUUCUGCUCCAUCCUCAUACCUAACCUCUCAGAGGUGCUGAGUGUGUGUGCUCCUGUAACCGAUAUAUGAGACGCUGCAAGAUGGCGAUUCCACAACUCAUCGCUUGUUUUGUUCUGUACACCAGCUUAGGUCACAUCCCAUCAUCACUUGGGGUAAUCCUCCGAACCACGGACAAGGUUGUGUGGGCAAAUGAAUUUGAGCCCAUCGAGCUGACCUGUUUAAUAGAGUCCAUCUCAACAAACAACCCGAGGAUUGAGUGGAAAAAGAUUAAGAACGGUGUCCCCAGUUAUGUGUACUUUCAAAACAGGAUAGCAGGGGACCUGGAGCAGAGAGCUCAGCUCAGAGAGCCAGCCAACAUCCUGAUCCUUAACACCACUCGGGCCGACACGGCAGAGUACCGCUGCGAGGUGGCCGCCAUCGACGAUCAAAGGGACUUUGAUGAGAUACUUAUUAGCCUCGCAGUAAGAGUGAAACCUGUUGUACCACGCUGCCGUGUACCAGAUGCGGUCACCGUUGGAACAUCAACCGAGCUGCGAUGUCUGGAGAACGAAGGCUUCCCUGCUUCUCAGUACCGCUGGUACCACAACAACGAGGAGCUUCCUCAGGAGCCCAAAAACAGCCCAAAGUCCGCCAACUCUUCCUACAUCAUCAACCCUGACACUGGAGGCCUGAAAUUCCGAAGAGUGAGGAAAGAGGACGCGGGGGACUACUACUGCCAGGCGAGGAAUGAUGCUGGAUAUGCACAGUGUCCCUCACAAAUGAUGGAAGUCUAUGACGUCGACUACCUCGGGAUUUUCCUCAAGGCGUUAGGUGCAGUGACUGUUUUCGUCUGUUUGACUGCCUCCAUUUGUCAUUCCUUUAAACGUGGAUGCUUCCACAAAAAAGGUCACAAUGAAAAUAACUACAAUUGGCCAGCACAGAAUGAUGGUGUUGUAUAUGGCGAUGCAGAUGAGGGCCAUUUUCGCCACAAGUCUUCAUUCAUCAUUUGACAGCCGAGACGGAGGACACAAUGGAACCACGACAAAAGCAAAAAACAAAAGGUUAACUUGCUACAAUGAUGGUCCACAUGGUAAAGUUUAAGGUGUAACAUGGCACAUUAUUCUCUGAUGCACAUCAAACUCAAAUAAACCAACUUGCCAAAGUAAUUUUAAUAUCAUUUUGUGGUACUGUUUCAUGUUUUUUAUAAAGUGGUAGCAUUUUUUAUUUUCUUCUCUGUUAGUAUUAAUUCCCAUUUUAAACCUUUUUUUUUUAAACUCUUUAUUUGGUUUAUUUGAACUCAUUUUCCACUAUCUUUUUUUUAUUAUACAGUAAAACCAUUUCAAAGCUGUGGAAUUUGAUAUUCGGCCCACAGCAUCGUAAAAGAUGCUGGAAGCUACGCUCCUUCACAGUUUUUUGGGCAAAUCCUCUUUUAUAAUUCUUAAACUUUUUACUGAGUACACUGAAAUUGUUUUACAAUGCUCCUUUACAUUAUCUUUGUUCAUACGAUAAAUAUGUUCCUAGUUUGGGCACAUGGGGAAGAGUUGAAACUUGUUUUGUAUAUACUGUAGUUAUGCAGGCAAUAAGCAGCAAACUGUAAACGGCUGAUGAGUUCAGAUUCAUAAGGCACAAUGUAUCAGCCUCUCUUAUAUUCACAAAUGAUAACAAGUAUGUACGAGUACAGAGUAAACCGUCAGUUUGAAUACUAUAUAUCCCACUAUGCUGCAAAGUAUAUAUGUACUAUAAAGGUGGCGAAGUAUGAUUUCUAGAGUGCUGUUUCUGUGUAUAAGUGACCUUCUGUGCUUUACUAAUUAUGUUAUGAGUAUUGGACAUAUUGUCCAGUUUGACUCAGUAUUUAAUGUACAUAAAUACAUCAUUUUUGACCUUUUAAUUGUCAUACUUUGCACUCCAUACCUUAUUGUUAAUACUGCAAUAAAACUGUUGGAAAUAAAUUUACAGUAUUUACUGGUCAGUGUUCUGCAGUGUUUAGCCAGUCACUUCAAACAUUAGUGUCAUUGAUUUGUGUAACAACUCAGGAACUGUUGUAAAAUGUCCACUGUUCAUUUGAUAUUAUUGCUAUAUGUUCAUGUUAUUUUCUUACUAUUAAAACCGUUUGAACUGUAAAUGUU
Molecule: messenger RNA, 2149 nt
Organism: Perca fluviatilis (European perch)
Lineage: Eukaryota; Metazoa; Chordata; Actinopteri; Perciformes; Percidae
Gene: jam3a
Product: junctional adhesion molecule 3a
Exons: 9
Coding region: 110-1033 (307 amino acids)
Biological process (GO): cell adhesion; angiogenesis
Molecular function (GO): protein homodimerization activity; protein heterodimerization activity
Source: RefSeq, a predicted model, not a curated record